Scleropages formosus (Asian bonytongue) is the source of this 1427-nucleotide messenger RNA. RefSeq names its product Kin17 DNA and RNA binding protein (gene kin). Gene Ontology annotation, cellular component: nucleus. Gene Ontology annotation, molecular function: double-stranded DNA binding. The transcript has 12 exons. The coding region runs from base 91 to 1254 and encodes 387 amino acids. Gene Ontology annotation, biological process: DNA replication; DNA damage response. Lineage: Eukaryota; Metazoa; Chordata; Actinopteri; Osteoglossiformes; Osteoglossidae. The record is from RefSeq and is a predicted model, not a curated record.
UACCGGAAGCAUGUGUGUUCAGUUUAGUGAAGUUGCUGAAGGUGGUACCUAGUUUGACGUUGUUUUGUGUUACAGCAGCGAGGUCCGAAUAUGGGGAAAGCAGACUUUCUAAGUCCCAAAGCCAUCAGCAACAGGAUAAAGUCUAAAGGUCUUCAAAAGUUGCGCUGGUAUUGCCAAAUGUGCCAGAAACAGUGUCGCGACGAGAAUGGCUUUAAGUGCCACUGCAUGUCAGAGUCUCACCAGAGGCAGCUCCUACUGGCUUCCGAGAACCCCAUCAAGUUCAUGGACUUCUUUUCACAGGAAUUCAAGAAUGACUUUCUAGAGCUUCUAAGGAGACGCUUUGGGACAAAGCGUGUUCACAACAACAUUGUUUACAAUGAGUACAUCAGCAACAGGGAGCACAUCCACAUGAAUUCUACCCAGUGGGAGACACUGACAGACUUCACUAAAUGGCUUGGGAAGGAAGGUUAUUGUAAAGUUGAUGAGACACCUAAAGGGUGGUACCUUCAGUACAUUGACCGUGACCCCGAAACAAUCAGGCGGCAGGAGGAGCUGGAAAAAAAAAAGAAGCAGGACCUGGAUGAUGAAGAGAGGAGUGCCAAGUUUAUUGAAGAGCAAGUGCGCCGAGGCAGAGAAGGGAAAGAUGAGGAAGAACCAGUUUACACUGAAUUAAAACGAGAAAGUGAAGAAGAAAAAGUGGCUUUUAAUCUCAGCAAGGGAGCGUGUUCUUCUGCUGCAGGCCCCUCCAAAACAAGUUCUAGCCUAGGUCCUAGUGUGCUCCAGGCUGCAGCUUCAGUGAAGAGGAAAGAGUCUGGUCAUGCUUCUGAGACCAAGGAGAAGAAAAAGAAAUCCGCCUUGGAGGAAAUUAUAGAGAUAGAAGAGAAGAAGAAAUCUGUGCGGACUGACAACUGGCUGCAGCCUGACAUAGUAGUAAAGGUCAUCACAAAUCAGCUGGGAGAGAAGUACUACAAGAAGAAAGGAGUGGUUAAGAGAGUGCAAGACAAGUACGCAGCUGUGGUAAAGAUGAUCGACUCUGGUGACAAACUGAAACUGGACCAGAGCCACCUGGAGACGGUCAUUCCUGCACUAGGGAAACAGGUUCUUGUACUGAAUGGGGCCCACAGAGAGACUCUAGCCAUUCUGGACAGCAUUGAUGAGAAGAACUUCUCUGCCAGGCUUAUUUUGGACUCGGGACCCCUGAAAGGGAAGACUAUUGAUGGAAUCCCUUAUGAGGACUUCUCCAAACUGGCCUGAUGGUCUUUGCAGUGUGAUGUAGUUUAAGUUGAAUUGUUGUCAUGUUUCUAAUAUCUGGUAUUUUCUUUUUUUUUUUUUUUUUGUGAUUCUUGUAAAUAUUUUUGAACAGUUUAAGUUUACAGCUAUGAUUGAAUUUUAAUUAGAACUGUUCAAUAAAGAAAUGGUCUUUUUUA